AUGGCAAUCAAUUAGCCAAUUACACACUCUUUCUCCUAUCCUUUGAGAUAAGCCCCUUCAUACAUUAAACAAAUUUGCAUCCAUAUCACCCUCCACACUCCAUUUCAACACCCCCCACAAACUCAUUCAACAACAAAAAUGGCUUCUGCUUGUGCUUCUUCUGCCAUUGCAGCUGUUGCCAUUUCUCCCAGUUCCCAGAAGAGUGGAUCUAUAGUGGGGGCUACAAAGGCUUCUUUCCUUAGUGGGAAGAAAUUGAGAUUGAGAAACUACACAUCACCUGUAGCUUCAAGAUCUGUUACAGUUUGUGCUGCAGCUGACCCUGAUAGACCCCUGUGGUUCCCAGGCAGCACCCCUCCUCCAUGGCUCGAUGGCAGUCUACCAGGAGACUUUGGCUUUGAUCCCUUGGGUCUUGGAUCUGAUCCUGAAACCCUGAGAUGGAAUGUACAAGCAGAGCUUGUGCACUGCAGAUGGGCAAUGUUGGGCGCUGCUGGUAUUUUCAUCCCAGAAUUUCUAACCAAGAUUGGCAUCUUAAACACCCCAUCAUGGUAUGAUGCUGGAAAACUGGAAUACUUCACUGAUACAACUACCCUUUUCAUUAUUGAGCUCAUAUUUAUCGGAUGGGCCGAGGGGAGAAGAUGGGCAGAUAUUCUAAAGCCAGGGUGUGUUAACACAGACCCUAUCUUCCCCAACAACAAGCUCACUGGAACUGAUGUGGGUUACCCAGGAGGGCUAUGGUUUGAUCCUCUUGGAUGGGGAUCUGGUUCUCCUGAGAAGAUCAAGGAAUUGAGGACAAAGGAGAUCAAGAAUGGGAGAUUGGCUAUGUUGGCUGUGAUGGGUGCUUGGUUCCAACACAUCUACACAGGCACUGGUCCAAUUGACAACCUCUUUGCUCACCUUGCUGAUCCUGGUCAUGCCACCAUUUUUGCUGCUUUCACACCAAAGUGAAGAAUCCAGAGAGAAUGCCAAGCAAAAGGCUUGAAAGAUUUGUACUUGUGGAAUGAAAAACCUUUGUGUCAUUAGAAGUUGAAAUGGCUGUGUUUAUGAUAGCUUUCUCAUAGAAAUGACCUUGCAGUGUACAAAAAUUUUUAGCUUAAAUCUUCAUGAAUAUAUUUUAGCUGUCAAGAAAA
This is a messenger RNA of Manihot esculenta (cassava), 1127 nucleotides long. RefSeq names its product chlorophyll a-b binding protein, chloroplastic. Gene Ontology annotation, biological process: photosynthesis, light harvesting in photosystem I; response to light stimulus. Lineage: Eukaryota; Viridiplantae; Streptophyta; Magnoliopsida; Malpighiales; Euphorbiaceae. The transcript is spliced from 5 exons. Gene Ontology annotation, cellular component: membrane. Bases 139 to 945 code for a protein of 268 amino acids. The record is from RefSeq and is a predicted model, not a curated record.